This is a messenger RNA of Rhea pennata, 679 nucleotides long. RefSeq names its product coiled-coil-helix-coiled-coil-helix domain containing 10 (gene CHCHD10). NCBI's taxonomy places the organism in Eukaryota, Metazoa, Chordata, Aves, Rheiformes, Rheidae. The transcript is spliced from 4 exons. Bases 1 to 441 code for a protein of 146 amino acids. Gene Ontology annotation, biological process: mitochondrion organization. The record is from RefSeq and is a predicted model, not a curated record. Gene Ontology annotation, cellular component: mitochondrion; nucleus.
AUGAACCUGCAGCUGCGCUCGCAGCGUCGCCAUCGCUCUGCUUGUGAACGAGCCCUGCGGAGUUUCGCGUCUCUCCGCAGCGCGGCCCCGGCCGCCGCGGCCCCGGCGGCGGCGCAGCCGGCGCAGCCCGGGCUGAUGGCGCAGAUGGCGAGCACGGCGGCGGGGGUGGCCGUGGGCUCCGCCGUGGGCCACGUCGUGGGCAGCGCCCUCACCGGCGCCUUCAGCGGCGGCGGCGGCUCCGCCGAGCCGGCCCGAGCGCCCAGCGCCGCCCAGGAGCCCCGGCAGCCCGCGUACCCCCAGGCGCCCUAUGGACCCUGCCACUACGAGAUGAAGCAGUUCCUGGAAUGCGCCACCAGCCAGAGCGACCUGACCUUGUGCGAGGGCUUCAACGAGGCCCUGAAGCAGUGCAAAUACAGCAAUGGUGUUUCUUCUCUCCUGUGAAGACUCCCCCCUCCUGUAGGGGAAACGAGCCCGGUAUAGAGCCCAGCUGGCUGCAGGGAGUAGAGGAAGGACAGACGGCUGGGUUAUGAUGUGCAGGGAACAGAGUGACCAAAUAGUCUUCUAGUGGCAACUCACUUCUAGACUAGUAAGGAAGGAAGAACAGUUGGACCUAUGAGAUGUUGGCAUUUGUAUCUCUUGCAGAGAAAGAGGAAAUAAAGGAGACUAUUUGAAGCUGUAA